Microcebus murinus (gray mouse lemur) is the source of this 4235-nucleotide messenger RNA. RefSeq names its product 6-phosphofructo-2-kinase/fructose-2,6-biphosphatase 2 (gene PFKFB2). Gene Ontology annotation, molecular function: ATP binding; 6-phosphofructo-2-kinase activity; fructose-2,6-bisphosphate 2-phosphatase activity. The record is from RefSeq and is a predicted model, not a curated record. Gene Ontology annotation, biological process: fructose 2,6-bisphosphate metabolic process; fructose metabolic process. NCBI's taxonomy places the organism in Eukaryota, Metazoa, Chordata, Mammalia, Primates, Cheirogaleidae. Gene Ontology annotation, cellular component: cytosol.
CUGGAGUGUGGGGCCCCCGGCCGCAAUCUGUCGGAUCCGGCCUGCGGAGCUACGUGGGACGCGCCGGGCCCGCUGCUGGGAGGAGUCGGAGCAGGGAUCGUAGGGUGACCUUGAGGAAGACAUUUACCACCUCUGUGCGCCGAUGUUCCUUCUUCAUACUGAGUCCCAAGACAUCUUUUGAAGAGCUGCCAUGUCUAGAAAUCCUGCAUCUUCCCCAGAACAGAACAACAACAGCUAUCAAACCAAAACCUCAAAUCUUCGAACAUCAGAGAAGAAAUGUUCAUGGGCAUCCUAUAUGACCAACUCCCCAACUCUCAUCGUUAUGAUUGGUUUGCCAGCCCGGGGUAAAACCUAUGUGUCCAAGAAACUAACACGCUACCUCAACUGGAUCGGAGUGCCCACCAAAGUAUUUAACCUUGGAGUGUACCGGCGUGAAGCAGUCAAGUCCUAUAAGUCCUACGACUUCUUUCGGCAUGACAACGAGGAGGCCAUGAGGAUCCGCAAACAGUGUGCUCUGGUGGCGCUGGAGGAUGUCAAGGCCUAUCUCACUGAGGAGAGUGGGCAGAUCGCGGUGUUUGAUGCUACCAAUACCACCCGGGAGAGGAGGGACAUGAUUUUGAACUUUGCCAAGGAGAAUUCCUUCAAGGUAUUCUUUGUGGAAUCUGUCUGUGAUGAUCCUGAUGUCAUUGCUGCCAACAUCCUGGAAGUAAAGGUGUCGAGCCCUGACUACCCUGAGCGCAACCGGGAGAACGUGAUGGAGGACUUCCUGAAGAGAAUCGAGUGCUACAAAGUCACCUACCGACCCCUGGACCCGGACAACUAUGACAAGGAUCUUUCUUUCAUCAAGGUGAUAAAUGUGGGCCAGCGAUUUUUAGUCAACAGAGUCCAGGACUACAUCCAGAGCAAGAUAGUCUACUACCUCAUGAAUAUUCAUGUCCAGCCUCGCACCAUUUACCUUUGCCGGCACGGAGAGAGCGAGUUCAACCUCUUGGGGAAGAUUGGGGGUGACUCUGGCCUCUCAGUGCGGGGAAAGCAGUUUUCCCACACUCUGAGGAAGUUUCUGGAGGAACAGGAGAUAGCAGACCUCAAAGUGUGGACGAGCCAGUUGAAGAGGACUAUCCAGACUGCAGAGUCUCUUGGAGUGACCUAUGAGCAGUGGAAGAUUCUGAAUGAGAUUGAUGCUGGCGUGUGUGAGGAGAUGACCUAUGCAGAGAUAGAAGAGCAGUAUCCAGAAGAAUUUGCACUUCGAGAUCAAGACAAGUAUCUGUACCGAUACCCUGGUGGGGAGUCGUACCAGGACCUGGUGCAGCGGCUGGAGCCCGUCAUCAUGGAGCUGGAACGUCAGGGCAACGUCCUCGUCAUCUCCCACCAGGCUGUCAUGCGCUGCCUCCUGGCCUACUUCUUGGAUAAAGGCGCAGAUGAGCUACCAUACUUGAGAUGCCCACUUCAUACCAUCUUCAAACUUACUCCUGUGGCCUACGGGUGCAAAGUGGAAACAAUUAAACUCAACGUGGAGGCUGUGAACACUCACCGUGACAAGCCAACUAACAACUUCCCCAAGAGCCAAACCCCUGUAAGGAUGAGGAGGAACAGCUUUACGCCUCUGUCCAGUUCGAAUACAAUAAGGCGUCCAAGAAAUUACAGUGUUGGGAGCCGACCCCUCGAGCCCCUCAGCCCUCUCCGUGCUCCGGACAUGCAAGAAGGGGCCGACUAGCCGAAGACCCAAGCCAGCAUUCCGGUGGCGUAACCGUGUGUUUCCCUCCAGCCUUGGCCUCCUGCCCUUGUCACUAAUAACCAAGGAGUCAUUUAACUUCCUCCCCCAACCCCCACUUCGGACACCUCACCUGUUAAUCGUGACACAGAGCCUGAGAUCAUGUAUCUGCAGACCCAGUUUAGAGAGCCGGUCUGCAGUUUGAAACGUCUCCCCGCUUGGGGGCAGGUUGGCAAGUUGAGUCCUUUAGGGCAAGUCUGGAGGAAGAGGGAAAGGAUACACUCCCCUGGGGCCAAGCGUGCCCCAUACACUUGGUUCUUCUCUCUGCUCCCUGGUGUCUGCACUCACUAAUGUGCUCGAGCUGGGGAAGUGGUCUUGGUGGUGGCAGUGGGCUGUGGGAGGGGUACACAAAAGCCCAGUUUUUCUUCACCUUUGUCUCUUUAGUGUGUGUUUUCCUCACUGUCCGUACUUGACUGCUUUCUUCCCCCUCUUUCAUCUCCCCUUCGGACUGUCCAGUGUAAUGCAUGGCAUUGUCAUGUCUGUCUAGGAAGGAGGGGGAUGGUUGGCAAGAGAGAAGUCUGGCCCAGGUAAUGCCUUCUGCAGUGGGCCUAAAUGGGUCUGGCCUGGGAGAGUCUUUCUUUCCCCUUCUCCCUUCCUCUCCAGCCAGGUCCUGCAAGGGCCAGCCCAGGCUGCCGAACACCCACAGAAUAAUCGGGAGCUUGCAAGUGGACAUAGGGUGAGAAAUUUUGCCUCCUUUCGUGAGAAACAAUCCUAAGUCUUCAAUACCUUUGGGGAAGCUGGCUCUGAGGAUGUGGUUUGUGUUUUCAACUUGAAGAGUCAGGCGUAGGUCUUUUGGUAUCUGUGGAGUCGGGUUUAGAAGAGCAGGUUGGUCUCUAGCUCUUGGAGGCUUCUUGGAGGACAGUCAUGUCUCUUCUCCAGUGGUUCCCAGGUUCUCUGUCAUUCACAACACCUUUUCUGCCAAAGCCGGUGACCUGUGGGGCUGUUCAGGAUGGAGUUAGGUUCAGGCGUCACCCCUGAUGUUUGAAUUGCUCAAGGAAAAAGGCAGAGAAGAGUUCUCUGUGCUGCUUUUUAUUUUCUAAUAAUUUUCAGCACAUUCUCCUUAAGUUUAAAAAUGAAAUUUUUCCUAUAUGAGCAAUUUUUAAAAUAUGGAUAAUUUUUUUCUUCCCCAAAUGUGGUAAAGCUUGAUGGUACAUUUAAUCUUUCUCAUUGGAGUAUUCUUGUGUUCAUAAGGAGAAACUGUCUCAUAAAAGGAGUCUUUGGAACCCUGUGGUGUCUGGCUCUUGACGGUUUAUAUUAUCUAUUUACUUCUGUGGUUUCAUUUUCUUUGUAGGGUUAAAUAGGAAAUGCUUAGAGAAGGGAUUCUUAGCCCCUUGUUAGUCCAUGAUGGCUUACUCUGUCUCCCAAUUUUGCAUGCAAAAUGUACAUAUAUGUCUGAAUAUAUGUACAUUUUUCUGAGAGGCAAAUUUAAAGUUCUCAUGACAUUUUAAAAAGAGAUAGGUGUCUCCCCACCUUAAAGUGGGAAGCUUUUGUCUUUUAGAGAUAACCAGUGAGAACAAGUUAGCUAUUUUCCAAGGAUAUUUUUGUUUUGUUUUGUUUUUGUUUGGUAAUGGAAGACCUUUUGUUGUGGUUCUCAUCUAGGAGUGUUCCUUUGAAUCCUGUUUAGAUAUUUUGGAACAUAAACAGACCUGUGUCUGCCUUAGGCUUAAUAUCGAUUCAGAAUCUCUGAGAAUGGGGUCUGGACAUGCGUGUGUUUCAGUAGCUUCCCUGAUGAUUUGUAACCCAGGUUAAGAACUCUACCUUAGAAAGAUGGGUGGAAAAAAAUACUGGAAUAGUAGUUCCUGGGACAAAGCAUCAACCUAGGAAUUCUGAAUUCCUGAUGAUUCUGAAUGGACAGUUCUUUGGAGGUAUACAUUAUAUUUGAGCAGAUCGUAAUAUUAAAUCAAAUAACACCCUCCAAGGCAGGCUGCUGUGUUUUAGAGGGUUAUUGUAGGUUUUAGUCCCAUCUUUUUUUUAAUUUUAAUUUUUUUUUAUUUUAGCAUAUUAUGGGGGUACAAGUAUUAAGGUUAUCUAUAUUGCCCAUGCCCCCUUCCCUAGUCCCAUCUUUAACCCUUUAUAUUGCAGGGCGAUGUGGAACACACCACUGAAUUAUGUAAUUGUCGUUGGCUAACAGCUGGGGAUUUUAAGCACCCUGGAGAGAGGUACUGAAGUAGUAUCUGUAGGAUGAUAAAGGUUGUCUUAACCAACAACUGACUCCCAAUUCCGAGUCCUUUACUCUGUCACAAGUGCAUGGCCAGUUUCCAAAGGCUGCUUGCCUAGAGUCUUCUCAAAACUUCAUCCAAGACAUAAAGUAACCUGUUGUUCUGUUACCUAAUGUGUACGUAGUGUCUUUGUUUGUGGGGCUCCGGGCUGGUGGGGGAAGGAUACACAGAAGUACAAAAAGGUCCUUGCCCUGAGGAAGGUUAUUUUAAGAGACAGGACAUAUAAUUUGUAACAUGAACAUUGG